AUGGCACCCGCCAAGGCCCAGGAGAAGGCAACGGGGACGCCCCACGACGAAAUGUCCGAUGCUGAGGCAUCCAGCGUCCACUCGGACGACGAGGGCACCCCCCAGGACGGCAGCAAAGCCGACGACACACCUUCGCUACCACUGCAGAAACGACGAAGAGUCACUCGAGCGUGCGACGAAUGUCGGAGGAAGAAGAUCAAGUGUGAUGGCAAACAGCCCUGCACCCACUGUCAAGUGUACAGCUAUGAGUGCACAUAUGACAAGCCGUCUAACCGACGUAGGAACCCGGCGCCCCAGUACAUUGAGGCACUUGAAAACAGACUACAGCGAGCUGAGGCCCUUUUGCGCGAGUUCAUGCCUGACGUCGAUCUCAACGACGCCAGCCUCGACCCGGCAGUUCAGCAGGAGUUCCGCUUGAGGGAACAGGCACGCAACAAGGCCGUCAAGAAGGAAGACGUGUCGGGCUCCGCAUCCAUCAAAUCAGAGGAACGGCUAAUGUCCAUGAUCUCGGGCGUUGGGCAGCUGGAAUUCGACGACAAGGGCGACUACGACUUCCAUGGUCCUUCCUCAGGGAAUGUCUUUUUCCGCCGCAUGAAGAACCACUUCAAAUCAUUGCUGGGCCGUGACUACCAUGUGCCAGUGCUCCCCCGCCCGCCCAAGCCCUCGAGCAUCAUGAACAUCGACUCGCCGCAGUUAUCGGCCAUCAGCUCACCCGGGAGUAGCAGGAGAGGAGUGCCGUCCGACGUGUGCGACUUGCCUCCCAAGGUGAUCGCCCGGCGGCUGUGUUCCUACUCACUGAAGUACGCGACGUGUCUUUUGCGCAUUGUACAUGUCCCAUCGUUCUACACCAUAUUGGACAACAUCUACGAAAAUCCACCUGGGAAACUGGGAACCUAUGGCACGGAUGAAGACAGAGGCUUAGCACUGCUGUAUUCGGUACUAGCCCUGGGAUGCAUGUACAAUGUUGCUGAUGAUAAAGAGUCGAAGAAGGCACCGUACGAAAUUGCCACAGAUCAGGGUCUGAAGUAUUACAACUCAGCGCGGUUCCUGCUUCCGGAUAUUACAGAUUGCCGAGAUCUCACGUCGCUUCAGGCUCUUCUAUUCAUGAUCCUCUUCGUCCAGUCUAUUUCGAACCUGAGCACGUGUUAUGGGUUUGUGGGAAUUGCGCUACGCUCGGCAUUGCGAAUGGGGUUGCACCGCAACCUCCCUCAUGCCCGGGACACCGUCAUCGACGUAGAGUCGAGGCGACGUGUCUUCUCGGUAUGUCGACAACUCGACAUAUAUGUUUCGGCUGUGUUGGGAUUCCCGAUGCUGCUCAAUGACGAAGACAUCGAUCAGCCGCUACCAACGCCCGUGGAUGACCAGUUCAUCACCAAGGGCGGGUUGAUACCUGUGCCCGCGGGAACCACGUCCUUCUUUGAAGCAUUCAACGCACAUGCCCAGUUGAUGGACAUUCUGAGCAAGAUCAUCAAACAAAUCUACCCCCUGAAAGGAUUUGAGCAGGAUGCUGCUGAGGGCGGCCAGGCAGCUUCUUCCUUCAUGAUCAGUUAUGCACAGGUCAAGGAGAUGGAGAAGGUUCUUCAGAAGUGGAAUGAAGACUUGCCAGCUGCCUGGCGACCAGGAUCCGAGGGCCCUGAGGAAGUCGUUCGCGUCCGCAAUCUCCUCAGGUUCGGCUAUGCACAUGUGCAGAUGGUACUUUACCGGCCCUUCUUGCAUGCCGUCUCGUCAAGAACGACAGCCGACAAGAAGCCUGAUGAUCGUUCAUAUGCACUCGGCGCUGCGGGCAUCAAUGUGGCCCGAAAUAUUGUCCAUAUUGGUAUCGAAAUGCGAAAGCAGGUCUCACUGGUCGGUCCAUACUGGUUCACACUCUUUACCGAGUUCUUCGCCAUCAUUACGCUGGUAUUCUAUGUCCUAGAAAACGAGAACAAACCCGGCACGGCAGAGAUUCUGGCGGAUGCAGUAGCAGGCAGAGACAUGAUAAGCAAGCUCGCCCGGAGGAGCGUGGCUGCUGACCGCAUAUCAAACGCGCUAGAGGUCUUAUUUGACCAACUUCCCGAGACCAUGAAGACGGCCGGAUGCACCGCUGCGCCUUCCAAGAAACGUUCAGCUGCAUCCAAAGACUCCAUCGCAGCGACGGUCUCGCCCUCGACUUUGCAAGUGCAGACCAUGGAUCGUAUGGGGCAUAUCUCGGCAAAUGGAAAGGGGGGCUCUCUUGGGCCAAUGGCUUCCAAUGCUGGUUUCGACCUCGAUACGGGGUUUAGCAUGCCCGACUUCUCUCCAAGUGUACAGGGCAUGUCGCCUCUGGACUUGACAGCAACUCCCCCGGAUGCAGUGUCUACAACGCAGCCGGAAACCCUGCAGCAAGGGCCUGGCAGUGGGAUCAACCAGAUACAUCAGCUUGACGCCAUGAUGUUCCCGUCAGGUGACCCGCUAGCCUAUCCAAACCAACCAGGAAUGGAGUUUGGCGGAGGUACGCUGCACCAUGACCAGUCACAAUACUAUAUGCCUAACCUCUUCGAUGGCAUAGAAGGUCAACUGAUGAACCCGCUCCCGCCGUACAUGAUGCCGACGCAAGGACAACCAGGCUUUCCUUUUCCGACCCAGAUGUACCCGGAUCCCAUGCUGGCCAUCCAGAUGCAGCGGGGCCCUCAGCAGGUCCCUCAUCCGCAUCAGUCAACACCUCAGCACCCAUCGCAGCGGCGGCGGAUGUACAACCAGUUUGGUAAUCAACAACCAUGGUCCGGCAUGUUUCCUCAGUACGACUAG
Molecule: messenger RNA, 2766 nt
Organism: Neoarthrinium moseri
Lineage: Eukaryota; Fungi; Ascomycota; Sordariomycetes; Amphisphaeriales; Apiosporaceae
Exons: 6
Coding region: 1-2766 (921 amino acids)
Biological process (GO): positive regulation of transcription by RNA polymerase II; DNA-templated transcription
Cellular component (GO): nucleus
Molecular function (GO): DNA-binding transcription factor activity, RNA polymerase II-specific; sequence-specific DNA binding; zinc ion binding
Source: RefSeq, a predicted model, not a curated record